Molecule: messenger RNA, 2556 nt
Organism: Aphis gossypii (cotton aphid)
Lineage: Eukaryota; Metazoa; Arthropoda; Insecta; Hemiptera; Aphididae
Exons: 2
Coding region: 285-2513 (742 amino acids)
Cellular component (GO): nucleus
Molecular function (GO): DNA binding
Source: RefSeq, a predicted model, not a curated record
UCCACUAAAUGAACACUUCACUGUUUUCUUUAAAUAAUAAGGCAUACAUUCAUUAAUAUAGUGAUGUAUUUAGCUUAACACCAUGUUGAACUUAUAAUAGAGCAACACUGUAAAUUGUAUUAUCAUAGGAGCAAUAUUCAAUUUGUUAAAAUGAUAAAAUUUUCCCUCCAUUAAUUAUCACCAUGGUUUUUAUCAAAUUAUUUAAUUUGUGAUUUUUUUUUUUAAUUUGUUAAGAACGUAUAACGUUCUUAAUUUUAGCGUUAGAGGUUUAGACAAGUUUAAACAUGAGUGAAAUGGAAUCAUCUGAAAAAUUAAAACAAAGGAAGAAAUAUAAAAGAUUUCAAUAUACCCAUAAUGAUUUGGUUAAUGCAGUCGAAGCUAUUGUGAGUAAAAAAAAAUCACUCAAUCAAGUACACAGGGAAACAGGAAUACCUAAAGCUACUCUUAGUACCAAGGUAAAUAAUAAAGUUCCUUUAGAACGUAAAAUGGGACCACCAUCUGUUUUAUCAAUUGACCAAGAAAGUCAAAUAGUAAAUUGGAUAAUGUCAAAUGCUAAAGUUGGCUUUCCAGUUCACCCUGAACAAUUAAAAGAUUCAGUACAAAGUGUUUUAAAAGAAUCUCCUAAACAAAAUUAUUUUACUAAUAAUCGACCAGGUAUAAAAUGGUUAAAUUUGUUCUUGAAAAGACAUCCAGAAAUUAAAAAAAGAAAUGCUGAGAUUAUAUCUAAAGCCAGAGCUAAAGUAACGGAGAGAUCUAUUCGGUAUUGGUUUAGUGAUGUUAGAUUAUAUUUAGAGGGAGAAGGUAGCUUAGAUAUACUUAAUGAUCCACAAAGGAUUUUAAAUUGUGAUGAAACUGGCUUACAGUUAUGCCCGAAAUCUGGUAAAGUCUUAGGACCUAGGACAAUGAGUAAUUUUUAUGAAGUAGCUAGAAGUGCAGAAAAAGAAAACAUUACAGUCCUCUGCACUUAUUCUGCAGAUGGAAAAUCACUACCUCCAAUGAUUAUAUACCCAUACAAAAGGAUUCCUUUGCACAUUGCUCAAUCUUUGCCAGACAAUUGGGCAAUUGGCCGUUCAGAUAGUGGAUGGAUGGUAUCUGCCACUUUUUAUGAAUAUGUUGCAAAUGUAGUUUAUCCAUGGUUAGUUGAAAAUAAAAUAGAGUUUCCAGUCAUUUUCUAUGUUGAUGGUCAUAAAAGCCAUUUAAGUUUGGAACUUUCUCAAUUUUGUUGUGAUAAAAAAAUUCAUUUGUAUUGCUUGUUGCCAAAUUCCACCCACAUAUUACAACCUUGUGAUGUUUCCAUAUUCAAACCUUUAAAAUCUUAUUGGAAAGAAGUUACCAGAGCACAUAAUUUAAAUUCAAAGAGUCCGAUCACAAAAAAUAAUUUUGGUAUAAUAUUUAAAAAAGCGUUUGAUAAAGUUAAACCAGAAUCGAUCAUAAAUGGAUUUAGAACAUGCGGGCUAUAUCCUUUUAAUCCUGAUGCUGUGGACUACAAUAAAUGCAUUCCUACAAGGAUAGCUGAACUUCAACAACCAGAGGUCUCAUUUUCUAUUCCAAUUUCAAAUGACUAUCUUGUAUGCAAAAAUGUAAUCAAUUAUAUUUUAAGAGACCACGAGUUAGAAGAUGUUAUAAGUAAUAAUACAUUGUUAGCCAAAAUAUGGAAUGAAUGCAAUAGUAAAUGUGAUGAUAAUAUUAUUACCAAUUAUAAAACAACUCAAGAGUUUAAUAUCUUAGACAUGCCUAUUGAAAUUGAAGGGUCAACUUUCAUGUUUACUGAAAAUGAACUUGAAUUAUCAGGGAUUGAAGAAUUAAAUGAAGAAUCGUUGGUAACAAAUUCAGAAAAUUAUAUUAUGGAUUCAAAUAUAGAUAAUUUUAAUUUGGACUUAGUUGAAAAAAAGAAUGUAUGCUCAAAUAUUUUUGGUAAUGUAAAAAAUUCAACAAAUUUGUUAUAUAAUAUUGAUAAAGUUGACAGUGAAAAUAUUUAUGAAGAAGUAGAAAAUAGAAUACAACUUUCUGGAGUCAUACAAAAUAAAGAAACUGAUGAUCAAACCAAAAACUCAACUCAACAAAUUUGGGAUAAACAUUUUAAAUGGUCUAAAGAAGAAAAUAGUGAUUUAAAAAAUAAAAAUAAAACGAUUCCUGUCCCUUAUGCUAUAACUUCAAGUAAAUGGAUGCUGAUACAAAAAGAAAAAGAAGAUAAAAAGCUAGCUAAAGAAACUCUAAUAUUAGAAAAAAGACAUGCAAGACUGAUGAAAAAAAACGAGACUGAAAAUAAGAGAAAAUCUAGAGAAAUAAACAAAGUUCCUAUUAAUAAACCCAAAGUCAUUAAUACUAAAGAUGUUCUUAAUUUAGAGGAAACAAAUUUUGAAGCACAAAAAAUCAAAAAAACCCUGAAUGUGGAUGAUUAUGUCAUUGUGAUUUAUGAGGGAGAAUAUUUUCCAGGAGUAAUAAAAUCUAUAAAGAAAUCACAAUCCAUGUAUAAGGUAAUAAAUCCAAUAGUAUUAAAACCAAUUAGGUAAUAAUUUUUUUUUCAUAUUUUAAUAUUAUUUUAUAGGUUAAAGC